Molecule: messenger RNA, 6277 nt
Organism: Pseudophryne corroboree (corroboree frog)
Lineage: Eukaryota; Metazoa; Chordata; Amphibia; Anura; Myobatrachidae
Gene: TRHR
Product: thyrotropin releasing hormone receptor
Exons: 3
Coding region: 599-1813 (404 amino acids)
Biological process (GO): phospholipase C-activating G protein-coupled receptor signaling pathway
Cellular component (GO): membrane
Molecular function (GO): thyrotropin-releasing hormone receptor activity
Source: RefSeq, a predicted model, not a curated record
GGCUGGUGAGGAGGGAGCUAUUCCUCAUCACUGUCAGACACAUGCCAAUGGGGUUUGUUUCCCUUUGCCCUCUAUGGUGAUCAAAUAAAUUACAGUGCUGUUUAAGAUCUGCCAGAAAGCCACCUACAGUAUCAUCUGCUGCUGCUUGCUGCUGGCUGCUGCUGUAACUCAGAGCUGAUGGUAAUUCCCAGUCUCUGCUGCUGCCUCAGAGCAAGUGUGCAACAAUUGGGACACAUCACCUCGCUACCCCUGAGAUCUCUGCUUCAUUUUAUCUUAUCUUAAUUGUAUCUCUUUUUAUCUGCCAGCGGUGGAUCCUCUGUAUGGAAAACCCUGAAUUCAGUUUGCCCAAAGAAGAAAGUUGGGAUGUAAGUGAUUUAAAGGACAAGACAUGUUCCUGCCAGUGACCUGAUGCUGAUUUGCUGCUGUCUCCUGGGGAAUUACUACUUUGUACUAAGGUGGAGUAAGACCCAGUAGGUGCCUGACCUGUGAGGAUUCCUCAAGCUGGACUCAGAGAGGAGGACACUUGCUAAAGGUGGAUCCUUAAGACAGAUUGUCAAAGUAUGGUUCAGCAUCCAGUAGCAGCUGAAUCCUUGUGAACAUGGAGAACCAGACUAUCACCGAUCUCAAUGGCACCAUCCUCCUGGACAGAGAAUGGAAUGGUCUGGAGUAUCAAAUAGUCACUGUUUUCCUAGUUGUUCUAAUCUGCGGACUUGGUAUUGUUGGGAACAUUAUGGUGGUCCUAGUGGUCCUUAGGACUAAACAUAUGAGAACCCCAACUAACUGCUACCUUGUCAGCCUUGCUAUUGCUGACCUAAUGGUGUUGGUGGCAGCAGGACUUCCAAACAUCACCGACAGUGUCUACGGCUCAUGGGUCUAUGGAUAUAUGGGGUGUCUGUUUAUUACUUUCCUCCAAUACUUGGGUAUUAAUGCCUCAUCUUGUUCUAUCACUGCAUUUACAAUUGAAAGAUACCUCGCCAUCUGCCACCCUAUCAAAGCUCAGUUUCUGUGCACUAUUUCUAGAGCGAAGAAGAUCACCAUAUUCGUUUGGGUCUUCACUUCACUCUACUGCAUGAUGUGGUUCUUCUUACUUGAUCUCAACACCACGGUCUAUAGAGAUGCCACCGUGGUGAAUUGCGGUUAUAAGGUCGACCGGAGUUAUUACUCUCCUAUUUACUUAAUUGACUUUGGUAUAUUUUACGCUGUGCCGAUGACAUUGGCGACGGUCCUCUACGGACUCAUCGCAAGAAUUUUAUUUUUAAACCCUAUACCAUCAGAGCCGAAGGAAAACUCAAAGACUUGGAGAAAUGACUCAACACAUCAGAACAAGACGUACAACUCCAAGAUGUCUAGUAGGUGCUCCAAUAACACCAUAUCCUCCAGAAGACAGGUUACGAAGAUGUUGGCUGUUGUUGUCAUCCUAUUUGCGUUUCUGUGGAUGCCCUACAGGACUUUGGUUGUUGUCAACUCUUUUCUGUCUAACCCCUACCUCGAAAAUUGGUUUGUGUUAUUCUGCAGAAUCUGCAUUUACCUAAAUAGCGCUAUCAAUCCGGUGAUUUAUAAUCUCAUGUCUCAGAAAUUCCGAGCCGCUUUCAAGAAACUCUGCAAGUGCAACAAGAAGCGCCUGGAGAAACCUGCAAAUUACGGUGUCGUCCUUAAUUACAGUGUGAUCAAAGAGUCAUCUAACGGAGGAAGCCCCGAUCACUUCAGCACAGAGCUGGAUGACAUCACUGUCACAGACACCUACCUGUCUGGCACAAAAAUGUCCUUCGAUGACACGUGUCUACCUGCCGAUGUCACAUAUGCCAGAACAUAGACGACAACUGUAUACAGAGAGCAUGUGUAUAUAUACAGUAUUUAAAUAAUGCACAUGAAUAAGUGUCAGUUAACGAGGUGGCACUGACACAAUAUAAUACAGGAAAAAUCACAAGAGACAGUCUGUAGUUAAUCUGAACUUGCUGACUGGGGGCUGCCAUAUUGUUCUCUCUUAAGACGGAAAGUAAUUUGUUUUACAUUAAGAUUGCUAAAAUUAUGUAUUUUUAACGCCUAUAAUUGUGGAUGAUUUUACUUUAUACAUACAGUAUUUAAAAUACAGGGUCGGACUGGCCCACAGGGGUACCAGGGAAACCACCGAUAGGCCCCACUGCCUGAGGGCCCACUCCUUCCUCUAGGAAUCAGAUUCCAGACUAUGCACUUGUAGUAUACAUGGUAGAUAUGUUGCAUUACACUGCACUAAACUACUGUGCAUUUCAAGCCUGUGUGGAGGCUGGCCACACCCCUUUGUAGGCUGGCCACACCCCUAAGUAUGGGCCCCUAUCACUGCAUUCCCCCCUGGUGGGCCCUUCAUGCCCUAGUCCGACACUGUUUAAAUGUAAAGUUCAUAUUGAGUCAUAUAUUCCGUUCAUGGUCUUGUGUACUGUACAGAACCCUUUUAAAAACGUAUAAUGUCAUUUUUUUUUAUAUUUAAAUGUAAGAUACACAUUAGGUCUUAUUUCCCAUUAAUGACCCAAUGGGGUAGCACUUGAUUUACCGACGGACACAUUAUCGAUGGUCAUUUACCGACAGUCAAAAUACCGACAUUCAUUAUGCCGACGUGUUCAAAGUGCUGACAUAGUCAGAAUAACCUAUAUUUGAAAUGGCGACAUGUCAAAAUGCCGACAUGCAUUUUUAAGGAAUUUUGCCCCAAAACAGACUUCGUCAUACUUUACCAUCCCAGUGGACCUGGAGGGGGAAUAUAAUAGUGUGCCGAAUGCAGCGAGCCAUGCGAGGGGACGCGGUACAAUUAGACAGUGUCCAUGUUGACCUAUGUCGACACUGACAAAAAAAAUCCAGAAAAACUCAUGUCGGUAUUUUGACAUGUCAGCAUUUCAAAUGUUGGUAAUCUGAUUAUGUCAACAUUUUGAACAUGUUGUCAUAAUGAAUGUCGGUAUUUUGACUGUAGGUCAGUGACUGUCGGGAUUAUGACCGUCUGUAUUGUGUCCGUUGGUAACACCGGCAUUGAGUGUACAGAAGUGUCAUAGGAUUUCAAUUGUACAAUGUGAAAGCUAAUCGGGACUCCACAUGGUAAAUGGACAUUUUCAACAUACUAAAUGCCGACACAAGAAAAGAAAAUGAAUGAAACCUUAUAAAAUGUAUCUGUAUGUGUAUGUGGUGCCUCUCUACAGAUGGAACCCUCCUCAUCUAUCCCUUUAAUAGAAUUAAUUGAGCCAGGGCUGUCGGAUUUAAUCCCUUGCUGUAAUUACGUAAUCCCCUGCUGUAUUGUUCUCUCUCUGUAUUGUAUUGCAGCUGACAACAAUAGAUGAGAGGCUUAUGCUAAUAAGCCUUGGUGCACCUAGGUGCAGCAGAGAAGCCUAGAUGAGCCAGGCUCCGUCUGUAUGUUAUGAUGACAGCACAGAAGACAGAACCAAAUGCAAUGAUCAGUUGUCACUUCCUGAUUCAGGACCAUGGACAGAUCACACUGACGGCUAUGAGAAGGACCUUUCUUCACAGUUACUACAAUGAGGUGGAGAUCCCUGCCAUAGUCAUUCUCUUUUAAUAGCUCCAUUAAAAUUACUGUAUGCCUAAAAUUGCAGAAUACAGGUCAGUUGACUGGGAAUCAUUGGUAUAACUGAGGCUUGAGGCAUCAAGUUAUAUACAGUCAUACAGAUGUGUACUUUUUGGUAUCUGGACUAUGGGUUGACAUGCCUUAGGUUGACCCCAUAAUGUCAACAGACAAAAGGUUGACAUUUACAAAAGGCUGACAUGAAAGAUCGACACUGGAAAAUGUCGACAGGUCCAUAUGGUCAACGUGGCAAUGGACGACACAGAUAUGGUCGACACACACUUUUUUGAGGGUUUUGUUCAUGUUUUUGGACUUGUUCCAUCCUUGACUAGCCAUGUCACAAAUGAUGACCUUUAGUAACCGUGUGGUGAGAUAACGAGACACAGUGCCAGAAGCGUGGCGAGGGGAUGAAUUUCAACAAAUGGUGAUGAAGAAACACUAACCCCAAAAAUGCAAAAAGUGUGUUGACCAAUUUUUGUGUUGACUAUUGUCGUGUCAACCUAUUGACCAUGCGUCCUUUUGUCCUUGUCGACCUUUUGCAGUGUUGACCUGUUGCCCCUGUUAACCUUUUGUCAAUGUCGACCAUAUGGGGUCAACCUAAUAACUGACCCCAUCCUUUGUUACUGUUGCAUUGGUCGCGCCAAAUAGUCCCAAGCGUCUUGAUGAUAUCUUUCUCGCUCAAAAUGUGCAUCCUAUUUCUACAAAUAAAACAACUGUAAGAGACAAAACUAUGAGGUUCCAGAUGAUAGGUCGAUAGUCAAAUGGUCGACCCCAUAUGGUCAACAUGCAUUAGGUCGACAGGUACAAAAGGUCGACAUGGUCAAAAUGCUGACCUGUAAAAGGUCAACAGUGCUUAAGGUCGACAGGCUCAAAAGUUUGACAUAAAACAAAGAAAAAAAGAUUGGCUGCGCUUAUAAUGUAGUAAGAGAUAACCUUGUUAAUGGAGAGCUGACAAACACAAUAGUAAUGAAUAAGAAUAUUUAUUUAAAAUAUUAGUAUACCAAUAAAGUUAUAAACACAAUAUCUUAAAAGAUUAUAUAUGUAGGUGUGCUCUGAGCUGACCCUAAGUAUCAUACAACAAGUAACAAUAUUCACACAAUAAGUUGAUAAUUGGUAAUAGCGUUAAAAAAGAAAAUUAUUAUAACAUGCGUGUAACAGUCAUAUGGCUACUCACUGAGAUAUAUCGUUCACAGGAGUGGUGAGACUACACACUAUCUAAAAGUACAGAGGCAGCAUGUACUUUAAGAUAUAGAAAAGUCCCGGCAACAGAUGGUUUGAUUGAGGAAGAUAAUUUAAUUACCUCUCCUGGGCUAUUAAUGCCGGGCGUCCCCGGUGUGAUCCACUAGAGCCCUUUCUGUGAAUGAAUAAUUUAGGCAAGUUGCUCUGAUGGGGGCUGUUCCCAUAUAAAUAUCUCUGUAUUAAACGGCUUUUUCCUGGAAUCUCCCGUGGGCUGGUAAAAGUCCUUUAAUAUGCCCACUCACGUGCAGAGAGGAGUAAGCCGUCCGGUGCCGUUAGAUGCUGUUAACAGAGUUGCUGUAUUUGCCGUGCAUCGGCGUUAGCCAGGAUUUCCAGGUGUGAUGGAGUAGAUUCUCUCACUGAGGCUGAAAUGUCCGUAAGCGGCAGCCGCCGCUAGCAGCAGGAUGGAGCCGCUCGGUGAGAAGCGCUGGCCGGAGCCGUCCGUAGUGGAUACGUGCAGUGCCAAAAGUGAAUGGGUCAGCAAUCAGAGAAGUAAUGGGAGGAUCCUAACGUGUUUCGUCACGAUCACGUGACUUUCUCAAAGGAAUUCUCUUACUCUUACUACAUUAUAAGCGCAGCCAAUCUUUUUUUCUUUGUUUUUGGUAAUUGUUAAAGCAUAUACACAAUGCUUUUUUGGCAGCGCUCAUGAUGUUGUUUUAAAAAACUAUCUGAUUAGGCGCUUAUAGCAGAUCUUGUGUAGCUUCAAAAGUUUGACAUGUUCAACUGGUCGACCUGAAAGUGGUCAACACACAUAUGGUCGACACAAGUUUGUUUUAUGCUUUUUAAAAAAAAAUCUACAUUUACAAUCCACAUGGACUACGAUUGGGAAUAGUAACCUGAGCGAGGCACCUUGCCCGAAAUGUGUCGACUGAAGUGAGCCCGCCAGGGUACACGUUUCCACUAAUUUGGUUUAUAUGUGGUUAAACAUACAAAAUUACACAAAAAACCCUUGUGUCGACCAUUUACAUGUCGGCAUUUUUUUACUAAAUCGACCGUUUGUACCUGUUGACCAUUUAAGGGAUCUAACUUUUUCAUGUCGACUUACUGACCCCGUCGACCUUUUGACCAAAUCAACCUACUGCAUGUCAACCAUAUGGAGUCAACCUAUUGACAAUCAACCUAUUUUUGUCCGACCGAAUGAUCCACACCCAAACUACGGCGCUAGAUUACACUGAGCAAACUGAAGUGCAACAUUUGUACAUCUGUGUGAGACCGAGUCCGUAUAUGAAUAGCUAUGAUGUAUCGGUUGCUGCUUUUUCUCACGCCAGGUUCCUUAGUGCUUCAUCUGUGACUUUGCACGUUUAGAACUAAUUCCUGAGAUUUAUAGUUGCAGUCCAGUGUCUCUAGUGCACGGUGGGACCAAUUCAGCAUGAGUCGCAAAAGUGUGAAAAUCGCUAAUCAGCGUUUUCCCGCACUUCUGCGCAAGUACUUAGCUUGCGACCCCAGUGAAGUGGCGGUGGGGGCGGUGAUGGGGCAGCAUUGCAGCAUUUUUGGGGCAUCAAC